GUCUCAAUGUGGAUUGGUAAAUGCUGCAUGAAAUGUUAUCUGAAAUGGGAUUUGGGAAAAGCUAAUGGAAAGCUGAGUUUCUGUCUACAAAGAGUAGUUUUCUUUUCCCCAGCUGAUAGUAAAACACGAACCCUGCAGUCCAGCCGGUAAUAUAUUUACUUACUUUUCCACUUUCCCACAGUCUUAAGUGUCAACUACAAUAUCUUUUCCUAUUUGUUCUUUUGAAGUCUGCCUUAUCUUAUUCUGGCCUGUGUUUGUGAUGGACAGAUCCAGCAUCUGUUUCAGCAGCACAGGUAAUUAAUGGAGAAUGUGCCCUAUUUCAAAGAAGAGAAAUGGGCACCUGGGGCAGCUUGUGCCUGUAGUUGGACCUUCCAGUGUCAGCUGGAGGGUAGAAAGGAAAUAGAAAAUUGGAAAGCACUGGAGGUAAAAAUAAAAAAAAUAUAUUAAAAAAUGGUUCCGAAGGAAAAUAAAAGAAUUGGGACUUUCCAUGGUUGAAGUUCAGAAAGCAAACUUAGUCACAAUGCCACCAGUGGAAGUAUUUGUUGAUUUUAAUAGAGUAACUUCUAUUAUCCCUGCAUGUGUUUACGCACUGUUAAAACAAGAUAAUUUGUAUGAAUAAUACCCAGUUACCUUCUAUGGAGUAAGGUGAUUUUACGGUAGGUCAUAAAAGAAGGAGCCCGUGGGGAGGCAGGAGUGCUCUGCUGCUGCACCUGUGUUCCUGUGAGCCCAGCCAGUCUCCACAGGGUGCUCAUUAGGAGAUGCUUUUUCUUAGAACUUCAGGCUGCAAAUGAUUCACUGAGAUGUUUGCAAAAGCAACAAGGAAUUUUGUGAGAGAAACGGACAGCGGAGGUGACUUGAUCCCCGUCUCCCACUUGAAUGCCUCAGACAAGCUGCAGCUUCUGGGCUUAGUUACAAAGAGGAAGAAAUUCUGGUGCUGGCAGAAGCCUAAGUAUCAUUUCUUGGCAGUCUCGUUGAGUGAUGUGCUUACUGAAGACAAACCUAUAAAACCAGUAAUCGUGGAAUCCGACUUUGCAAAAUAUAUGGGAAAAUUUGAAGAUGUUGUCCAGGGAAGUAUUGAAACUUCAUUUGGAAAGAUCAGCCUGGGAGCCGGAGCGAAGGGCUCUGUGGAAAGUCAGUCCUCCUUUGGGAACCUGAGGAAACAGGAGGUUGACUUGCAGCAGCUUAUGAAAGACGUCAAGGACAGAAUGAUCAAUUUAAAUAGUAGUUUACUGCAACAAGUGAUAGAACGAAAGCGUGAAGUGCUGUGCAUCUUGAGAGAAAAGAUAAUAACAACACAAAGGUGUACAAUAUCUGAGCAUAUCCAGACAGAAGAAAAAGUCGGCAGUCUGCUGGGAUGCGGUACGAAGAUAGUAAAGGUUUCAGUGAGUGACAGUGGAAGUAUGAUGAAGGAUUCCAACGUGAUUCUUGAGAUUCCUCCUGCAACCGCUAUUGCCUAUGGUGUAAUUGAACUGUUUAUAAAGUGUGAUGGGCAAUUUGAAUUCUGUCUGCUGGAUGAACAGCAGGGAGGCUUUGAAAGAGAAAGCACCGAAGGUUCGAUGUCACCCCACUCAGUGCUGUUCAGAGAUACUUCGUUCCUCUAUCACCCAGAUGCUGUUGAUAGUGGGAUGUACUCUGGGGCUGAAAACCCCAUUCCCAGCCACACUUCUUUAAAUGUGUUGAAAGAAGAUCUGUCACAGCUGAAGGCUCAGUUCCAACCCUUUGUGAAGCUGCCAGAAGACAAGCAAAGAGCUUUAUAUAAAAGUCUGCUUGAACUCCUGCUGCAUGAAGAAACAUUAACGGCCCUGGAAGAUGUGUUGGAUGCUCUCUGCACAGGAAACAAGCCAGACUUGAAGGAGUUAAAACCUGCGCAGCACCAGGACCUGGCUGACUUCCUGCAGCUGGUGGGGUGCCGUGUACAGGAUGAGCUAUUGUUGCAGAACUAUCAGCUUCAGGAUGAAGAACUGCUCUCAGCUGCUCACCUCCUCAUCAGUGCUAUCUCUGAGCUGUCUGAUUACACUCUUGUCCUGCUGCGUGCCUGCUCUGAUCUACAGGUUGUUCCGGCAUUGUGUUGCUUGCCUUACAUCGCUUCAGCUGAUGGCACCUUGGCACUGAGCAGUCCUUUGGUGGCAACUCUCACCGACAGAGGAAGAUUUGAUGUCGUGCAAAGGCUUUUUGCUUCAACGAACAUUCAUUUGGAAAAGACAGAGUCUUCUGUAAAAGCUGUGACUAUGAGAGAACCCAGAUUCUUCCCACUUGUUCUUUAUGUUGCGCUGUUCGGGCUUCACAGUUUGAGUGGGUCUGUAUGGGAGCUUUUCUGAGCAGUUACUGCCCUACCCUGAUCUUCCCCCUUUAGCUCUGCAGUGUAGCGUUAUGCUUGUGAGCACAAAAGCCCUGGGGUGGAAUGCUCAGGGCUGUGCAGCCAGGUGGCACGGGGGGGGGGGGGCAGCGCAGGCUGCAAGUGAGCACGCUGCUGCUCUGCAGCUCCACUACGGUUUGUCAGCAGUGGAAAACACAUAAAUAAGUAAAUAAGGGAUGCAGGGGAAUAAGAAAAAAAGGCAAGCCUGGAAGAGAAAUUGAACGUAGCUAUUCUGAUAGUUGACAGAACUGCAGAGCAGUGGAAGCCUGAUUGCUUGCAUUAAUAUGCAUGGGAGAAAACUGCCUAGUACGAACUGCAUUUUGUAAGCAAGUGAGCAGAAAGGCUGUGGAAAUGUAGCGUUCUGCAAUGCAGUCCAUGCUUUGCUCACUUAAGAUCGGACAUGCAGAAUGCCUUCACUCUGGAGGAGAAGUGGAGGGCUCUGAAAGGUACUUCAUUAGGUUUUCCUUCAUUAGGUGUAGUUUAGCUUUAUGGAUGUGAGCUGCACGCUGCAGGAAACAACGAACUCUUUUUUUUUCUUUCCAAAGAGAGACCACCUUAGGGAUUUCUACCUCUUUUCCAGUAAGUUUUUACUAAGCUUAGCAAGUUUCAGCUACUUACAAUGUGCUUUGAACAUCCUCUUUGAGAUACGGCACUGCCUUCUGGUAUGUGCAUACCAAAAGCCCUUGCUGUGCUCCACGAAGCAAUCAUUUUGCCCACGUGCCAUUUUCAAUGUUCCGCUCUGUCUUUCCCUAACAGCAGAGUUCACAUAAAGCACUUUGUGCUUCAAACUGUUUUGCCUUUUUUUUUUUAACAUAAUUUUCUGUGAUCAUGGAAACGGGGCAGAAGUGCAGCAGAGAUCCCUGUAAACGCAGGAAGCUGUUCCAAUGAAGUGGGCUCUCAGUGCUUUUAGCCGGCACUGAGUGGCGGUUAACAGGUGACACGUGGGCACCUGGUAGGAGAGGCGCUCAGACUGAGAUGGCGGUGUUUCCAUGUCUCAUUUGUAACGUGAGCGUAAAGUGAAGCUGAUGGUUUUGGCCUAACCCUGCACUGGUGCGUAUGGAAAUGUCCUGAAAGCACCUCACCCUGCCUGUGUGAGUUGCGUGUCUGCACACAGGAAGGUUUGCUUUCACCAACCACUACUUAUAAGUUGCUUCUGUAACUGUAUCAAGAUUUUGUGUUUAACGCCGUGUAUGUCACAACAGUGGAAUAAUUCUAAAGAUCACUUUGUAUGAUUUCUGUUCA
Molecule: messenger RNA, 3598 nt
Organism: Coturnix japonica (Japanese quail)
Lineage: Eukaryota; Metazoa; Chordata; Aves; Galliformes; Phasianidae
Gene: GSDME
Product: gasdermin E
Biological process (GO): programmed cell death
Cellular component (GO): cytoplasm
Source: RefSeq, a predicted model, not a curated record